Messenger RNA from Oncorhynchus tshawytscha (Chinook salmon), 925 nucleotides. RefSeq lists its product as uncharacterized. NCBI's taxonomy places the organism in Eukaryota, Metazoa, Chordata, Actinopteri, Salmoniformes, Salmonidae. Bases 20 to 925 code for a protein of 301 amino acids. The record is from RefSeq and is a predicted model, not a curated record. The transcript has 2 exons.
CCUUUAGCAAUUGAACCUAAUGUGGGGAGCCUUUAGCCUAUUGAACCUAAUGUGGGGAGCCUUUAGCCAAUUGAACCUAGUGUGGGGAGCCUUUAGCCAACUGAACCUAGUGUGGGGAGCCUUUAGCCAACUGAACCUAGUGUGGGGAGCCUUUAGCCAAUUGAACCUAGUGUGGGGAGCCUUUAGCCAACUGAACCUAGUGUGGCGAGCCUUUAGCCAACUGAACCUAGUGUGGGGAGCCUUUAGCCAACUGAACUUAGUGUGGAGAGCCUUUAGCCAACUGAACCUAGUGUGGGGAGCCUUUAGCCAAUUGAACCUAGUGUGGGGAGCCUUUAGCCAACUGAACCUAGUGUGGCGAGCCUUUAGCCAACUGAACCUAGUGUGGGGAGCCUUUAGCCAACUGAACCUAGUGUGGAGAGCCUUUAGCCAAUUGAACCUAGUGUGGGGAGCCUUUAGCCAACUGAACCUAGUGUGGCGAGCCUUUAGCCAACUGAACCUAGUGUGGGGAGCCUUUAGCCAACUGAACCUAGUGUGGAGAGCCUUUAGCCAAUUGAACCUAGUGUGGGGAGCCUUUAGCCAACUGAACCUAGUGUGGGGAGCCUUUAGCCAAUUGAACCUAGUGUGGGGAGCCUUUAGCCAACUGAACCUAGUGUGGGGAGCCUUUAGCCAACUGAACCUAGUGUGGGGAGCCUUUAGCCAACUGAACCUAGUGUGGGGAGCCUUUAGCCAACUGAACCUAGUGUGGGGAGCCUUUAGCCAACUGAACCUAGUGUGGGGAGCCUUUAGCCAACUGAACCUAGUGUGGGGAGCCUUUAGCCAACUGAACCUAGUGUGGGGAGCCUUUAGCCAACUGAACCUAGUGUGGGGAGCCUUUAGCCAACUGAACCUAGUGUGGGGAGCCUGCACAUUUGGGUUGAUGUUUUAA